UAUAUGUAAGAAAUACAUUGUAAGAUCAGUCAUCUUGAGUGUAGAUUUUUUUUUUUAAUGUAAAUAGCCUAUGCAGAGGUUCAAACACAAAAUAAGUAAACUUCUUGACAAUAUUUUGGUUUUGCUGAAUUGUAAUAUCAUAAUCAUAAUGUUUAUAUUAUAUUGCUUAAAACAGUUGUUUUUGCUGAAUUGUAAUAUUAUAUAUCGACAUGAGGUUAAUUCUUUUUUCUUUGUGGCAGAUUGAAGAAAGUGUGAUUGUUAACUUGAUGUUUCCAGUGAAUUUGAUUUCUUUGGAAAAGUGUUUCACUGUGUCCUCUGUAACGAAGAUUGCGCUCAAUCCUAAAUCUUUUUUGUUGAGUGAUUAUAUCGUCCAAGACAUGCCGGUAUUGCAAGUAUCAUCCUUCCUGCUGUUAAGCUCCUCUGCUCAUAUUGCAGAUUCUCUACCCCUUAUGGCAGCACUACUUGCAGUGAAGUUAGUGGGCAUUAUGUUUGGCUUCAGGUCAAGCAGUCAAGAACUCUUUCUCCUUCACAUUUUUGAAGGAAUUCAGAAUGAAGUUCAAGGAAUGCUAUUUGAUAUUGAUCCCAUGUGGUAUCUUUUGUUGAAUUGUAUUUUCAUGUUAUCUUUUGCUUAACCAGUUUUUUUGGUAAAUCCUUUGGCAUGUAUUGCCUCUUUAUCUUCUAAUCUUUCCUCAUGUGAUGGAGUUUGAGAGUCUAUAAUCUAGUGAAAUGGUUUGUCCAAAAAAAAAUCAUAAAACAGUUAAGUUUUUACAAAACUUUAAUAGCUUGAUUCUGGAAUUUGUUUACUAGGCCAAAAAACAAAAAGACAAGAUAACUAACACUAGACUGACCACUGGAUCACUGAAGCCAGAAGCAUUAGAUAACAUAACUUUCUUUGAUGCUUUCGGGCCAAAAUGUAUAUCGACCAGUCUGUCAAUCGCUUUGAAGAUUUCAGGAGACGGGGUAGCAUGCUGCUUGGAAAACAUGUUAUUUCUCUCUUAAUGAUGUAGAUGAGUGUUUGUAAGACAAUAUAUCUCAGAAAGUCAGAAUGGAGGGCGAGUUGCCGAGUUGGUCGGGUUAAGAAGCGUCCACUAAGAGAGCAGACCAAGAUUGAAAAUAACAAGUAACUAUCAUCACAAGUAACAAAUAACAAGUUUUCUUUUGGAAACGUCAGUUUCAGUCUUUUCUUAGUGGUCAACGACUGUUUGGUUUUGUCACCGGCACCAUUCCACAACCCGUUCCCACCAUCAUGGCUCCAACCAUACAUGGUACAUCUACACCGGUUCCAAACCCUGACCAUGAGAUGUGGUUUCAAACCGAUCAAGUUGUUCAGUCAUGGCUUCUUGGAUCUAUCACCGAUACUCUUCAGUCCAUGGUGGUGAACUGCACGACGGCAAGUGAGAUCUGGUCCACGUUAGAGACUCACUUCAACAGACCCUCCAACUCUCGCAUGUUCGAGCUUCAACACAAGAUGCAAACUUUGUCCAAAGAUGGAAAGAAGAUGUUUGAUUUUCUGCAUGAAGUCAAAGCUCUGAGUGAUCAACUUGCAUCUAUUGGUGCGCCUUUGACUGAAGCUAUGAAGAUCUUCUCGGCCCUUCGAGGUUUAGGACGUGACUAUGAGCCUAUCAAGACAGCUAUUGAAGGUUCCAUAGACAUUGUUCCACCUCCAACGUUUGAAUCUAUCUUUCCACGUCUGGUAGCAUUCGAUGACAGACUUCAAGGUUACAACAGCGGUCAAGAGGUGACUCCUCAUCUUGCUUUUGCGACUGUUCGUACAAAUCAGCAAGGCAACUACUACUCUUCUCGCGGUCGUGGUGGUCGCAGAGGACGUGGACGUGGUUCCUAUAGUACGAGGGGAAGAGGCUUUCAUCAGCAGAUCUCGUCUUCGUUCGAAGGGGAUACACGUCCCACUUGUCAGAUCUGUGGCAAGCCUGGCCAUCAUGCUCUGAAAUGCUACCACCGUUUCGACAGUAGUUAUCAACUUGAGGAGGUUCCGCAAGCUCUUGCAGCCAUGCGCAUUACUGAAGUAUCAGAAGAUUCCGGUUCUGAGUGGUAUCCUGACUCCGGUGCAUCUGCUCAUAUCACCAACUCAACUAGGAACCUGCAUCAGUCUCAACCAUAUCAUGGUUCUGACACAGUCAUGAUAGGUGAUGGGAGCUACUUACCUAUUACACAUACCGGGUCUACUGUUCUUGCAUCCUCCUCAGGUAAACUUCCUCUUAAAGAUGUCAUUGUAUGCCCUCAGAUUACGAAAUCUCUUCUAUCUGUUUCAAAGGUCACAGAUGAUUAUCCUUGUUCAGUAAAAUUUGAUAAUGUUGGGGUUUCUAUAAAGGACAAGAAUACAAAGAUGGUACUCACCAGGGGAAGAAAGGAUAAGGGUCUGUACAGAGUGGAGAACAAGCCGUCAAUAAAAGCUCUCUACUCCUCUAGACAGCAUUCUGCUUCAGACGCUGUUUGGCAUAGGAGACUUGGGCAUCCUCAUCAGCAAGUUCUUCAACAUCUGUCAGCAAGUAGUUUCAUCAAAAUAAGUUCAAGUUCCAAGAAGAUGUGUUCAUCGUGUCAACUUGGCAAGAGCAGUAGCUUACCAUUUCAGUCUUCUAGCUAUGUCGCGUCUCGGCCUUUGGAGAAGAUACACUGUGAUCUCUGGGGUCCUGCACCAACAACAUCAGUUCAGGGCUUCAGAUUCUAUGUAAUCUUUAUAGACCAUUGGUCACGUUUUUGUUGGCUCUAUCCUAUGAAAUAUAAAUCAGAUUUUCUUUCAAUCUUUUGCAAGUUUCAAGCGUUAGUAGAGAACCAACUAAGGUGCAGAAUUGGUACCUUUCAAUGUGAUGGUGGAGGAGAGUUUAUCAGUUCUGCGUUUCUCUCUCACUUGCAAAAGGAUGGGAUAAGACAGCAAAUUUCGUGUCCCCAUACCCCGCAACAGAACGGUCUGGCUGAGCGCAAGCAUCGUCACAUCACUGAGCUUGGGUUGACGAUGAUGUUUGAUAGCAAGAUGCCUCUGCGCUACUGGGUAGAAGCGUUCUUCACAGCAACGUUCCUGAGCAAUCUUCUUCCUACAACAAGUCUGCCAAAUCAUCAGACACCUUAUCAGAAGUUGUUUGGAAAGGAGGUGAACUACAGUUUUCUACGAACGUUUGGAUGUGCGUGCUAUCCUACUCUACGCAACUAUGCAAGCAACAAGUUUGAUCCUAGAUCAUUGAAAUGUGUGUUUCUAGGCUACAACGACAGGUAUAAGGGAUAUAGAUGUAUGUACCCGCCUACUGGUCGAGUCUACAUCACACGGCACGUCAUAUUUGAUGAAUCAGACUUCCCAUUUGAGAAUGCUUACAAGACAAGUCAUCCGUCUGUCUUGACUCCUCUUCUCAAAGCUUGGCAAAUGAGUUUUGAUUCACCCACACCAUCCGAAACCAUGCCACCAAAGGCAGCUGAAGUGGAUCAGGCAGUUCAUCAAGCUGCAGUUCCCUUAUUUACAGAAAAUGACUUCCCUCCUUUGCCUUCUCUACAACAGCCUGCGAGUGUUGAGAUAUCAUCUGUGGUGUCAUCCUCUUCGUCGUCAUCGUCAGUUCCUGCUUCCAGUCCAGUCCCGGUUCCCACUCCAGCUCCUGAGCCUGUUAAUCAACGACACUCGAUGGUUACACGGUCUCAAGUUGGAACGGUUAAGCCUAAUCCAAGAUACGCUUUGUUAACACAAAAAGUAUCAAUACCGGAACCACGGACUAUCGCAGAAGCUCUAAAACAUACAGGAUGGAGGAAUGCAAUGGGAGAAGAGUUUGAUUCGUGUAAAGAGACUAAUACCUUUACACUUGUUCCCAGAACUGAAGAUAUGCACGUUCUAGGCAAUCGAUGGGUGCAUCGAGUGAAGCUGAAUGCUGAUGGAAGCUUCAAGAAACUCAGAUCACGGCUUGUUGCGAAAGGAAACGAGCAGGAGGAAGGUAUAGACUAUCUUGAAACCUACAGUCCAGUUGUGAGAAUGGCGUCAGUAAGAACUAUCUUGCACAUGGCUACGGUAUUAAACUGGGAGAUAAGACAGAUGGAUGUUAAAAACGCAUUCUUACAUGGAGAUCUACAGGAGACAGUGUUCAUGAAACAACCGGCUGGAUUCAUCGAUCAAGAGAAUCCUCGUCAUGUUUGGAAGUUGAAUAAAGCGAUCUACGGGUUGAAGCAAGCUCCUCGUGCCUGGUUCGAUAAGUUCAGCUCAUUCUUGAUUGACUUUGGCUUCUGUUGCUCCAAGUCUGAUCCAUCUCUGUUUGUCUACAAAACGGCGCAAGACAUUAUCAUUCUGUUACUAUAUGUGGACGAUAUGGUAAUAACUGGCAACAGCUCAGCGUGUCUUGCUCGUCUUCUACAACAACUUAAUCAAGAGUUUAGAAUGACUGAUAUGGGAGAGCUACACUAUUUCUUGGGGAUUCAGGUUCAGAAACAUCAAAAAGGUUUGUUUCUGUGCCAACAGAAGUAUGCAGAAGACUUACUUGCAGUAGCAGGAAUGACUGAGUGUGAAGCAAUAGCUACUCCCCUUCCUCAGCAACUGAACAGAGUAGAAGACAAGUCAGAGCUCUUCUCACAUCCUACUUACUUCCGCAGCCUUGCAGGGAAGCUUCAGUACUUGACGCUGACCAGGCCUGACAUCCAGUUUGCUGUCAAUUACGUUUGUCAGAAGAUGCACUCGCCGACUGUAUCUGAUUUUCACCUGCUCAAGCGCAUCAUCAGAUAUGUUAAAGGAACUCUAACAAUGGGUAUAUCUCUACACAAAGACACAGAUUUCACUCUCACUGCAUAUAGUGAUAGUGAUUGGGCAGGAUGCAGCUCAACAAGGAGAUCUACCGGUGGAUUCAGUACAUUUCUAGGGAAGAAUCUCAUCUCUUGGUCUUCUCGAAAACAACCUACUGUGUCUAAGAGUUCUACAGAGGCUGAGUAUCGAACACUGUCAGAGACGGCUUCUGAGAUUACCUGGCUUAGUUCAAUCUUCCGUGAGCUUGGAUUGCCUCUUCUGACAACGCCUCUGCUCCUCUGCGAUAACUUGUCUGCAGUGCUUCUGUCCGCGAAUCCUUCCUUUCACUCCAAGACCAAACACUUUGCUCUUGACUAUCACUAUGUCAGAGAAAGAGUUGCUCUUGGUGCUCUGGAGGUGAAGCAUAUCUCGAAUCAACAUCAGAUAGCUGAUAUCUUCACCAAAUCUCUUCCGCAUGAAGCUUUUUCCUCUCUCAGAAGCAAACUUGGUGUCGCUGCAAUCGGUGCACAAAGUUUGAGGGGGCCUAUCAUCACAAGUGGGUCAAGUCCAGUUUCCGCGAAACCCAUUUACCAGUUCAGACAAGAAUCGCAGCCCAACUUGGAGAAGCCCAAAUCGCCAUCAUCUUCUCAACGGUCUUCUACCUGCAAUCAAGACAAAACAGAGCAUAAGGGUAAAGAGCAUGCUGGACAAUACGGAAAGCAAAAGCAACAGGACAAGCCAGCUGUUAAAGCACAGGCUGUCUCAGUCCAAAACCGUUAUGCAGCACUAAGAGACGAAGAAGCCUAGAGCAAAACCCUAGUCUAAGUUCUCUAUAUAAAGCAUUUGUAAUGGUUGUAAGAAACUCAAGGUUCAAAGAAAUAAAAGAAAGUUCAGAAACUUAUCUUUAUUAGCUCACGCGUUCAGUAACUAACUACCCCAAGUCUAAUUUGAGCUUCUCUCAAAAGACUAUAUCUCUCAUGUGACUUUUUGUAAAAUAUUUUAAGAAGGGACUUGUGUUUUGAUCAAACUGAUAACCUUUCAUGCAUGUUGCAAUUUGUAAUGUGCUAGGGAACGAUGAUUUAUCUUUAUAAUCGACAUAGAUGUGAACGCGUAAGAAUAAGGUCUUCGAUUUAUCUUUAUAUUUUUUUCAAAAAUAAAAGUUUUAAAUAUGGAAAUGAUUUUUUUUAAGAUAUGGAAAUGAGUUUCAGUAUGAUGUAUUCUUCCAUUUGUAGAUAGAAAUACAUUGUAGGGAAACUAACUCCUAUAUUUAGAGUUUUAUUUUUGAAAUAUAUAGAAAAGUUAGAAAUUGUCUAGGUAAACCAUUUCAGAGCGACUAUUUGGAACUUUAGGAUGAAUUUCUCAGACAAGCACAUUAAGUGAUAGAUGUCGUGCGGAGAAGACGAGUUUAUAUACAUUCACAAACAAACACAGUAUUUGAUGAUCAAACUAAUAAUAAAAGAAGAAAUCGAACAUCUUUUUUUAUCUUCAUCGAUAAAUGAUAGCAGUAUGUGAAUUUUACGUAAUCUCAAAUUUAACGAAUGAUAAAAAUUUAUUACCGUGUAGAAGCAAAUUAAUGCUUACCAGAUUUUUCAUUCACUUAAGAUUAAAUUAUAUAGAUCGGGUUGGUUCUCACGAGACAUGGAACCAUCAUCACCCGGACCAGCUCAACAAAUAUAAAUGAGGAGGGGCCAGUGCCGCAUAUGUAUAUCAAGAGAAACUUUUGGGCCUGGAUCCGGAUCUGGAUCCAGUUCUGGAUUACUGGGUAGGAGCACUUGCGUCAAUCUUAAGCGGCCGCAAGUCUGUUUAAAAACCCUCUCUCUCUCGCUAUAACUCUUUCGCCGUCUUGUUACUCUUCGACUCGCUUCUGUAAUCGAUCUCGAUCUCCGCCGUUUCAGUUUGAUCAUCGAUGGCUUUACCAAACCAGCAAACCGUGGAUUACCCUAGCUUCAAGCUCGUCAUCGUUGGUGAUGGAGGCACAGG
This is a messenger RNA of Brassica rapa (field mustard), 6685 nucleotides long. Its product is annotated as GTP-binding nuclear protein Ran-3. Gene Ontology annotation, molecular function: nucleic acid binding; GTP binding; GTPase activity. Gene Ontology annotation, biological process: DNA integration; protein import into nucleus; ribosomal subunit export from nucleus. The record is from RefSeq and is a predicted model, not a curated record. Gene Ontology annotation, cellular component: nucleus; cytoplasm. NCBI's taxonomy places the organism in Eukaryota, Viridiplantae, Streptophyta, Magnoliopsida, Brassicales, Brassicaceae.